Symbiodinium sp. CCMP2456 is the source of this 258-nucleotide messenger RNA. Lineage: Eukaryota; Dinophyceae; Suessiales; Symbiodiniaceae. The record is from the annotation of a GenBank genome assembly.
AUGCUUCCGCGCGCCUUUGCCUCCCUGAGACCGUCUCUGCGGCCGUCGCGAGGACUGCAGCGCCACUUCUCGGCCGUCACUUUGCCGGCAGACUCCAAUCAGGCGCAGGGAAUCGGCCAGUACGCCAAGGACCUCAUAGAUGGGAAGUACGGCGACAAUGUUGAUGCUUCCGUCUAUGAGCGCGUGGAGAUGUUCCACACAGAUUCCGCAGGGCCCCAAGACAGUUCUCGUGUCAUCUCGCAUUCAGCAGAUUCAUGA